This is a messenger RNA of Exophiala mesophila, 1995 nucleotides long. RefSeq lists its product as uncharacterized. The coding region runs from base 1 to 1995 and encodes 664 amino acids. The record is from RefSeq and is a predicted model, not a curated record. NCBI's taxonomy places the organism in Eukaryota, Fungi, Ascomycota, Eurotiomycetes, Chaetothyriales, Herpotrichiellaceae. The transcript has a single exon.
AUGUCAUCGCUUUUCAACAAGGUUGCCAAAGCCUUACCGACUCACGGAGAGCAGGAGAACCAGCAGCAUGAAGAGUCUCUCACCACCGUUCUAGCCAGUCAUGAGGAUCGUUCAGAGUUUCUCCUAUUGCUUGCGAAUUGCAUGGGUUUCAUGCGACUCGAAGUCUUGAACAAUUUCGAUCCUGUAGCUGGCGGAGAAACUGCCAAUCACCGCUCUACAGAUGACAUUCAUCUACCAAAUGACCCAGGUUCUUCUGUUCGAACGGAGCCAUCAGUGAACCAAGAACAAAAGUCCGACGACCAACAAAAGAAGGACUACGAACGUAGGAAAGCAGAACUGUCUGACGAGGGAUUGGUUGAUCUGAAAGAUGCUGCGAUCACUCAUUUCGACAGCUGGCGAGACAAGGUUAUCCAACGUGUGGGCGAAAUCAUCAACCACACACAACAGGAUGGCGGAGCUCGGACAAAGGGUUCUCCGCCACAACAAGAAACUCAGACCAAAGUGACUAUCAAGGACAUGGAAGAUGAUGACUUAGAUGGUGCCUUACGAGAACUAUACCCCCCUCAACCAACGCCGCUAAGGGAGCUUCCUCAAGAUCAGCGUGUGUUGAUUCUCCAUUCACUCUUACUCGUUCUUCUCAGCUUGGAGUCCUAUACCGCGGAAUCUCGAGUGCUACUACUCCGAGUAACAAGCUCCUUGAAGCUUCCAAUGAAACUUCUCACCGAAGACGAGAACCAGGUCGCCAAAGGGCUUCUCGAAUCAGCUAAACAGCAAAUGGAUGCCGACCCAGAGACCAAGAGAAGAGCCGAAGCGAACGCAUCGUCAAGAAAAUGGAAAGUCGGGCUAAGUGCCGCAGCUGGUGCCAUCCUCAUAGGUGUUACAGGAGGACUUGCUGCUCCUCUACUCGCCGCUGGCGUGGGCUCCGUCAUGGGCGGGAUUGGGCUUGGAGCCACUGCAACGGCAGGGUAUCUUGGAGCGAUGGCUGGGAGUGCCCCUCUGGUCGGUGCUCUAUUUGGUGCCUAUGGAGGACGAAUGACCGCAAAGAUUACAGACAAGUAUGCCAAAGAAGUGGAGGAUUUUGCAUUCAUCCCACUCCAAGACAAGACAGGAGACAAACAGAAUUCCAGACAUCUCCGAGUUGCCAUUGGCGUCUCGGGCUAUCUGACGGAUGAGGCUGAAGUAACCAGUCCUUGGACCCCAAUCGGCGACAGUAUCGAAGGAUUCGCACUUCGCUGGGAGCUCGACACACUUCUGGCCCUGGGGAGUGCAUUGACGGCAUACAUUCGAAGCUAUGCCUGGGGGUGGGCCAAGAAGGAGGUCAUCAGCCGAACCAUAUUCGCUACGCUGGCCUCGGCUCUCACUCUCCCAUACGGAAUAGCCAAAAUGACCAAAAUGGUGGACAAUCCUUUUAGCGUGGCGCGAUCACGCAGUGAGAAGGCAGGUGUGGUUCUAGCCCAUGCUCUGAUCGAAAAAGUCCAAGGCGAACGACCCGUGACGUUGGUGGGAUACUCCCUGGGUUCACGCUUGAUAUAUUCAUGUCUGAAUGAGCUUGCGGAGCGUCGUGCGUUUGGAUUGGUUGAGUCGGUCGUAUUGGCUGGAAGUGCAACACCCUCGGACUCUCUGGCAUGGCGCAAAAUGCGGUCGGUGGUCACUGGGCGGCUGAUCAAUGUCUAUUCCACCAACGACUACCUGCUCGGCAUUUUGUAUCGAACCAGCAGUUUGCAAUAUGGCAUUGCGGGUUUACAGGCCGUCCGAGAUGUUCCAGGCGUCCAGAACGUCGAUGUGUCCUCUUUCGUCGAUGGCCACACCCAGUAUCGGUUCCUUAUGGGUCGUAUCUUGCAAACAGCUGGCUUGGAAGACUUGAAUCGGGAAGAGGUCGAGAGGCAGUUGAGGGAAAUGCAGACCGAGCAAAAGGAAAAUGACGCAGAGCGUGAAAAGAGUGAGAAGGAGGACCACACCGCAGCGGAGACUGGUGAUGAGCGAGCCUCUACAUGA